Messenger RNA from Asterias rubens (European starfish), 10703 nucleotides. RefSeq lists its product as uncharacterized. The coding region runs from base 253 to 9636 and encodes 3127 amino acids. NCBI's taxonomy places the organism in Eukaryota, Metazoa, Echinodermata, Asteroidea, Forcipulatida, Asteriidae. The record is from RefSeq and is a predicted model, not a curated record. The transcript is spliced from 7 exons. Gene Ontology annotation, molecular function: protein dimerization activity.
GCGGACGACAGUAGCAGACUUCGCACGAUUGACUCGGAAUCUUCCUGAAGGAAAAAUAGCAGGUUGCUGCUUGUAAUUGAUUUCAAAAAGAAACUUUUUAGAAUACAAGAAGCACAAGUCAACUACCAGGCUAAUGCAACAAAGCUGUGACUUACUCCUUGAUGGUCGAUGGUCACAUCAUGAGGCAAGAGGAACAGAAGAGUCAUCAGUUUCCAGCCUUGUUCAAAUCAUCAGUUGAGUAGAACAGUUAAGAUGUACGUCUCAAAUAUGAAGAGGAACGCUCGAAAGUCCACCCACAGUGGUAAAGCUCGGCAGACCGUUUCAACAUUCCAAGGUUUCCAAUCCACAUCCAGCCAUUCCGCCUUGAACCAGAACUCGAAUUUGCCGUCAGCAUCUCCUCUGCAUUCACAUGAAAGGAGUAUCUGGGAUACGGAGUUUACUGCGCCCAAACCCACAAGGCACGGCAGUUCCAGCGAUGUGAUUAUCGUCUCAGAAGAACCGGCUGUGAAGCUGGUGAAACCCAUUCCUGGAAAUGUUGUCAAAGGAUGUGUUGCUAGUCUCAAGAAUAAACUGAAACCGGACAGGAACAUUUUUUCUGCGUUAACAAAACCAGCCAGUCCAAACCAAAGGAGUUCAAUUAGUAAACCCCCGGCCACACCGGCCAAUCAAAACCAGCAGAGUAUCAACAUUAGACCUCCGACCAAGCCAGCCAAUCAAAACCAUCAGAAUGUAGUUAUCAGACCUCCGGCCAGUCCAACCAAUCAAAACCAGCGGAGUAUCAACAUUAGACCUCCGACCAAGCCAGCCAAUCAAAACCAACAGAAUGUAGUUAUCAGACCUCCGACCAACCCGACCAAUCAAAACCAGCAGAGUAUCAACAUUAGACCUCCGACCAAGCCAGCCAUUCAAAACCAACAGAAUGUAGUUAUCAGACCUCCGACCAACCCGACCAAUCAAAACCAGCAGAGUAUCAACAUUAGACCUCCGACCAAGCCAGCCAAUCAAUACCAUCAGAAUGUAGUUAUCAGACCUCCGGCCAGUCCAACCAAUCAAAACCAGCAGAGUAUCAACAUUAGACCGCCGACCAAACCAGCCAAUCAAAACCAACAGAAUGUAGUUAUGAGACCUCCGACCAAUCAAAACCACAGGAGUAUCAACAUUAAACCGCCAACCAAACCAGCCAAUCAAAGCAAACAGAUUAUGGUUAUUCGAUCUUCAACCAAUCCGAUUAAUCAAAACCAGCGGAGUACAAUUAUUGGACCCUCAAACAAACCAGCCAUUCAAAAACAACAGACUCUAAUUAUUAGAUCUCCGAUCAAUCUGGCGAAUCAAAACCAAAGGACUUUAAACAACAGACCCUUGACCAAUCCAGCCAAUCAAACCCAACGGACUAUUAUAAUAAGACCUCAGACCAGUCUUGCCAAUCAAAACCAAUGGAGUUUAAACAGUAGACCCUCAACCACAACUACGAAACAUACUCCAGCAAUUCUACAUCACCCCAGUAAGACUUCCAAAAACUUUGCAAGGCUCUACGGCAGCGAGUUUGUUUUCAAGAAGCCCACGGCACCACCACCAGUUUCUCGACUCCAUCUUUCCAGUUCUAGCUCAAGAGCAUCACAACCUUCCACUUCCAGAAGUACAGCAAAAUCAGGACAUGGUCAGAACAGACAAAGAAACAAGCACAGAAAUUAUUCUUCAGAGACUCGGCGAUUCACUGCCCACCCGCCAAAAGCUCGCUCGGGGGCUAAGAGAAGACCACAGAACGCUUCUGAAAGCGGUCAAAGAUUCUGCAGGGACAACCUAUUCAGUUCAAGACCUUUUUUAGAAGAAAACAAUUGGUCAUCAGCAUUGGGGGGUAACUUGUCUUCCAGUAACAGUAAACUUUCCGAUGCUCCAGGAAAUGAUAGAUCACUAUUCCAGACUAGCCGUCGGUGGUCCCAGUUUUCCAGUUCACAAACACAAAAGAGUGUACGCAGCAAAAGUACCGGAAGAUCACCUCACAAAGGUGCCUCACAAUCUACGAAAAAGCGAUUUGCUAUGAAGCGAGCUCUAAUGAGGCAAAACAUUUCACAUUCUGGAAGUAGUAAGCCAUUCAUUGAUCUUAGUCGUGAAAAGACUGCUAAGAAGACUCACACUGUUGUAAGAGCACCUAACAAUCAUUUUAAUCUUACUAGGGUUCGUGAUCCUCAUUAUGUGACCCAGCUGAGUAUUGAGGCUUUGUCGCGGAGAAAAGGUAGUUCCGCCCCUAAAUCAUUCCCGCCCCUCGAAGCACAAUCUUCCACCAAUUUGUUGCAUACAAAUGUCCAGAGUAGUCCCAACUCGCAGAGUAUUUCACAACAGAAGAGCCCUAGUAACAUUGGUGCAGGAAGCACAGACAGCGCAGGGGUAAAGUAUAACAACAGCUGUUCUGCUGUCAAAGUAAUUCCCACUGAGAAACUUGAGUUUCGUUUGAGUCCUCUGAAGUUCAAAACGGAAGAUAGUGGUAAUUUCGAUGAGGUUGAUGGACUGCUGUUCGUUUCAUUCAGAACUCGUUCCGGACUCGAAAGCUACCUCAAAACCCCGUAUGAAAAGCCUGUUAGGCCUGUCAAUGGACCAUCUGGAGCCGUAUCAAGUCUACCUCCCCACUCUGCCUUUAAACAAAGUCCUCAGCAGGCCACAAUAAGAAACCGUAUUGCACUGUAUGAGCGACAACUGAAGAAGGACCUACAUCGCAGCAGUAACAAAGAAAUAUUGAGUCCUGUGCUUCAAUAUUACCGAUUUUCUAUCAAAGAAAACCUUAUUUCCAUUGGUGCAAGAAGCAUCAACUUCAGAAAUCAUGGUAUUCGUUUGUAUUCGAAGAAGGUAAUGAACUAUGUAAGAAGGAAACGUCGCUUAAGAGAAAGCAGAAACAGAUGUAAAAACGAACAGGUGCAAAAAAAACGUACAAACUGCAAGGAACCUACAGCUACCAGAACGACGGGGUUAAAGAUAAAGUUUUCCGUCCCAGGAUUGCGCUUAACGAACAACUCCUUCGCAAGCAAGAUUGACACUGCGUCUAAGCAAGAUCUAGAACUUAAUCUUACGAGCAUCUCCAACAGUACUAGUCCAGAGGAAACACAAGAGCAGACUUCUCCUAAAACAACAAGUAACAAACUGCCUCUCGAAGAAAGCAUUCCCUUCAAACCUUUUGAGAAGGAAGUUACAUCAGCCAAGUCAGCUUUCAUCAGCGAUGCCUUGGAUAAGUACCUGGAGGAUGAGAAAGUUCAGCCGCCAUCCUUACUUAACUCUUAUGUGCACCCAUUGCUACAAAAUAAAGUUUCCUCAGUUACCUUCAAGAUGCCCUCCAAGCAAUCAAGCUCUUUCAAGACUUUGGACAUGGCUCUUCAUCAACGGCAGAUGGCAAGAAUUAAGUCCAAAGUUGUACCAACAGUUGCACAGACAGCAGAGAAACUGGCCAAGAAGCUUCAUCAUUACUCUGGCGCCAACAAAAUCACAAAUGAGCAAGCAGUUUCAAGUGGAAAUGAAAAAGGAAAUAUGGAUACCCCAUUAGCGUCUGAAACUGAUUCUCAGCAUGCACUGCAGACUGAAGAAGUCAAGGAGGCUUCAGUUGCACCAGGAGAGAAGGCAAUUACAGAUGCAAGUAGGAAGGAAAUCAAUCCGAAAGAAAAACCCUCGGUCGAAGAAAGAAUGGAAAGUGUCAGGUCGCUUUUUGAUAAUGCUAUGCUGAAGACGAAGCAGAUUCGAACACAACAACAAUCCUCCAAGAGUGAUACAAAGAGAAAGGAAUCUGCAUUGGAGGAAAGAUUGGAGACGGUAAAAAAUAAAUUACGGAGAACUCCAGCUCUCAGAAAGAAGAGUCCCUAUGGGGGUAAAUCUCAGACGAACUGGGUCACCAAGUUUAAGAUAGUGAAUAGCCGCUUGGUGCAGCAGCUGAAUACUCCAGGUCAGGGUGCCCACCUUAUCAACCCGGACAAGGAUGACCAGACACCCCAAGAGGAGUCUGACGAGUUACCGUCGUCACAGAUAAAGAAAAUCAAAAUUGAGAAGGGCUGUGAACCAAGUGCUGACACUGCAGCUGCUGAAGGCAAGAGAGAUAAAGACAAAUCCCGUGACAAAGGCAAGGAAAAGAACAAGUCCAAGAAUGAAUUUUUUAGACUUGACCAUCAGAUACCAUGCACAAAGGAGUUCUGUCGAUUAGGCUGUAUUUGUGCUAGUAUUAACCACAGCCAACCAGUGGACCAGUUAACUAAGCAUUGUAGGAAGCUUGCUUGUAUGUUUGAAUGCGUCUGCCAGCGUACCACAGAUAGUGUUCGUAUUCUUCGUACCCGCAAAAGGCCAAACAUCUUCCAGGAAUCAUCUAUGCUUUUUUAUGAUGGCUUGGGAAUGUUCAGCAAUAAUGCAUACACGGACACUCCAGUGAAGAACCCUGGUGACAAAAAGACAGGAAUCCUGCAGUCAUUGAAACCGAAGACUGGUGGAAAUAUGUGUGCACGAGCAAAAGUUUACAGAGGGAAACCAGGUGCCCCAAAAAGAACUAAACGGUACCUGCCUGACCAAAGCACAGCGCCUAAAGUUCAGGCCCCUACUGGAACAAUACAGUCACAGUCUCAAGGGCUUCCCAAAAGCAUCAAAAGCAACCCGAAAGCAAGCAGUGGCAAUUCACAGAAUGUUUUUACUCCAACUGGGACCUCGGCAAGCCAAAACAGGAAGACUGUUCAGACAGUCCUGUAUACUCCAGUCCAUUUACCAGUUGCAGGUCAGGCAAACCCUGUUGUACUCUAUGCUCCUGUCAACCGCCUCCCUGGUAUGACGCAGAGGCCAAAAUCUGCAGUGGUUUGUCAACAGCAGUCUGAGAAGGAAGCAGAUGGAUUGACACCUCAGUCUCAACCCAUGCCAGUUGAAAGUGAGCUUCCUCAAAUCCCUCUCAGCAGUGAGUCAAGGACAGUUGACAACAAGGUAAGGUCAGUUGCUGUUGUAAGUCCUUCUACAGCAAAGUCAUCAAACCAGGAGAGUUCUGAUGGGAAAUUGGAUGCAUCACUCACUCAAGACCCAUCGGGUGAGGCCCUCAAAAGUUUGGACGGUACAAUAUUAGAAAUGCAGGAAUCUGGUACUGCCUCAGCUGGUAACAUGUGUGUGUCGCCAGAGACGCUGGAUCUGUCACAUACUGCUGCACUAUCUUCUAAUAAGGAAGAUUUAUCUGCUACUGGAAGCAAAAAUUCUGCCACAAACUUGGUCAUCCAUACCAGAAAUCAAGUGAAUGGAGCCCUGUCUCCUUCAUCUGGAAAGGGUAUCGCAGAAGGAACUGCUCAUUGUUCUGAAAACGUAGAAGUAUCACCUCAAUCUGAACCUUCCAAAGUAUCCUCAGAAGUGUCAAUGGCAGUUGACAGUGGUGAAACAAAUGAAAGCAUCGCUCCUGAGCAAAAACCUCCAGUGAUGUUACCAAUGGAAGCCAUUUCUGAUUUACUUGAAGAUGCUUCUUCAAUUGAAGGUGCUGGCAAAAUUAGUGCAUUUAUCACGAGGAUUGAUAGUCCUUCAAAUUUGCAAACAACGGGUACAGCUUGCGAGUUAUCACCUACAAAUGUGUUAAACGAUGCAGAGGUACAGCCAUCUCCUGAAAUCUCAUCUUGCCAAGAAAAGACCGAUUCAGCCUCACCAAAUUUAUCUGAAAAGAUAACUUUACAAACAUUAAAUCCAAGUAAUGCAGUCCUAGACCUGAGUAAAAAGCGUGAAGCAGCUCCAAAUGGCCCCAAAUUGGACAGCAGUUUAUUAACUUCUGAAGCUCUCACCUCCAUAAAGGUUUCAGGUUCAACACAAUCUACCACAAACAAAGACACUGCUGAUCCUAAGGGUCCUAUAAAAGUUCCGGCUUUCUCAUAUGUACCAAGAGUGGAGGGAAGCAAUGCAAAGAGUCUGACUAAAACGCAAGUUUUCCUGCCAGGUGCAUCAGUGUCUGCUAUUAAUAAUAAAUCAAAUAUCCCUCCAACUACCCGUUCUCCUCUCUUGAUUGAAAUUCAGUCAGAAUGCAACUGGGGCAAUCAAAGAGAUGACAUUCUAUCUUCGAUAGCUAAGCAUACAGCUUCAGCGGAAGGUGGUUCUGCUGUUGUUCGUGUUGGCAAGUUUGUUGUAGAGAUACUUAGUAAAGAGUCACAGGCACAUUCUGUACCACCCGUGAUCACAAGUAGUACAAAGGUUAAAACGAAAACAGUUAACUCUGCAAUGGUCCAACCGGUGGCUGCACCUAAAGUUCAACAGUCGAGUCAACCAACUAGCUUCAAACCAUUUGUUGCAAGUGAUGAACCGCGAAAAGAAGUUUCCACUACUGUUCCUGAACCGAAAGCUUUUGAUAAUAAAAUCAGAACACGAUCACAGUCAAAACCUCCCCCAUAUCCUGAUCUGAAUACAAGACGAAAUCCCUCUUUCCCGAGGCAAAAACCUCCCCCAUAUCCAGAAAAGAGCAACAGACCACAGGUUCCCUUCUCCAUGCCAGAACCACCCCCGUAUCCUGAAUUGAACACAAGACCACGUUUUGGUUUCCCUAUGCCGAGACUUCCCCUAUAUCCUGAAUUUAACAAAAAAAUACGGUUUCCCUUCUCCACGCCAAGACUACCCCAAUAUCAUGAACCGAACCCUAGACCACAGGUUCAUUACCCCAUCACAACCCUUCCGACAUAUCCUGAAAUGAACACAGGACCACAUGGUCAAUUCUCCCAGCCUUAUGUACAAGUAUUGCCAGACCUAUCGAUCUUUCCACGAGAGAAACCGCCACCGCCGACAGUCAGACAACAGUUAGAUCAGAAACUUGUAACACUAGCUAAUGCUGGCACAGUUACUACGACCCCCCACAAUGGGACUGUGCCCUUGUUGACGAGCCUUCCUCCAGGAAGUUACUUGCUCUCGGAUGGGAAGAAUGCUGCUGGAUAUCUUGUCCCAUUAGCAGCAAUUAAAGAACACAUUGUCACCCCUGGUGUUGAAUCUGUACCACAAGCGAAGCCAACCCGUUCAACCCAUCCAUUGGUCACUAGCCCGCCACUACCCACUGAUUUGACUACUUCUCAGAAAGGUUCAAUACCAUCCUACAACCUUGUGCCUUCUAUCUUGGCAAACUCUGACAGGAAGUUUGCUUCACAAACUACUUGUCUUCCCAGAGUAUCAGCUAGUACCUCUGAUGCUUCGUCAAUGAUUGCACCUUGCCCAACCUCGCAAGAACUCAGAGGCCAUUCAGACAGUUCCACAUAUCUUGGAACAGGAAACCUUUUGUCCCAAAGCACUGUGACAGCAACAGAAAAUGAACAAAAUGUGAAUGGCCAAAAUCAACUUGGUGAUGAUGAAACUUUAAAGGAAAACCAACCAGAAUUGGGGGAAGAAGGGGACCUUGUAAUAAAUGAAACAUCUGGAAACGAAAUCGUUCCACCAAAAGAAGAUCUUGCGGCUGAUGAAGAUGAUGAUGAGGAUGAUGAUGAGGACAGUCUUGUAGAUGUGGAGAGUUUCAGUGAUUCAGAGGAAGCCAGCAGCCUUCUUAACCCCACACUGAUGUAUUCUUUUGAUCCCGCUCCUGCCACCAUCAUGGCCACUGCACCCACACCACCUCCCAGUGCUUCCUCUACUCAGUCCUCAUUCUCCACCAAUCAGGUAAAGUCACGUCGAAAGGCUCCGCACGUCUUGCGCCAACCUUUGUCAGAAGUUGAUGAGGCAGGGAGCAGUUAUAAAACCCCGCAUAGGAAUUAUGACAUCAAAAUGGUUGUACAGCAGUAUGGGACAGCUUCACCUGUGGGCAUUUCGCAGCCUCCAGCUAGCAAUAAAGGGAAGAGGAAACGCAAGUCGCCAGUCAUACAAAAGCCAUCUGUUUUGGCGCUGGAUGAGCCGGAGUUUACCGAGGCAUAUUUUGAGCUGACGUCGGAAGAGGAGGAAGAAGAAUCUACAGAAGAGCAGAGAAGGGCUACUCGGGAUAAACCAAACAAGCAAAUGCACCUGAUUAAGGAGAGACAGAGAAGAGAGGAUCAGAGGUCUCUAUUCAGUGAACUCAAGAUGCUCAUGCUGAAUGAAGACGACCAGAGGGUAGCCAAGGUCACCAUCUUAGGAAUGGCUUUUAAGGAAAUCAAGCUUCUGGAGGCGAAUUCCUUUAAGAUCGAAGUGGAGUGUAACAAGCUGAAGCAGGAAAACCACUUGAAGAGGAGCAAACUUGCCUCUCUUCUUGGUCACAGCAUUAUGGACUUCCCAUUGCCACUCCUGGAUGAGAAGGAGCAGGACUUUGCCGAGUACUCCAAAGAUCUCCACAGCAGCCAGGGAUUUGUGUCUGCUACGGCUAGCGAGACUGCCUCUCAAGAUAUGGAUUCGGAAUGCGCUGACUUGAGUUCAUUAGAGGACGAUGACGAUAAAGGCUCAUCAGUGGGAAAUAGUGGUUUGAUGAUAAUCGAACAGCAAGAACGGGACACAACUUGGGAUGAAGAGUUUGUCGAUGUGGAGUUAAACAAUGCGGAGGAUGAGUACGCAACAUUGAUGAAGCCUUAUCCUGGCUCUAGGUAUGCUCUCGGAGACGUGGUUAUGGCUGAGGGAACCAGCAACGCUCUUCCAGCAUCACCUAAAGAUAACGGCGCAGGAGACAUGCAGCAGGCCUUGGACAGGCUUACCUAUGAGGAUUCAGGUUUAUUUAGCCAGGAUGAUCCCACCCUUGCCUUUCCGAUGAAGUUGACUGCCGCCUCUAAAUCCCCCGCUGCCGUUAGUGAAGAUGAGGAUGAUGCUCCAGCUAGUCCUGCUGAGGUAGAAAGCAGAUUGCAAGACACUGUUGAUUAUGAGCAUGAAACGGAGAACUCUAAGAGUAACAUAAUGGAUGCGGAGGAGAGAACAGUCCUUAAAGAACACCCAACGAAUAAUCAAACCAAUAACAACCUUCUCGAGCAAUCAUCGACUAGUCCUUCUGAUGAUGUGACAGAAAGCAUCGAAGGGGAUAAUGAGAUUACGUCACAAACUAGCUCUGAUAGUGCUCUUGUAGAAAACAGUGAGGCUGGCUCACCUAGCCUUUCUGUUGCCUCGUUAUGUACAAACGCAAAGGACACCACGAUGCCUGGAGGCCUUUCAGAAAUCAGCCAAAGGGAUGAAGAGUCACCAGAACCUUUCACUGGUUCUGCUGAUCAAAGUGAAAAGUACACAGAACUGAAAGAACCUCCAGACCAAAGUGUCUCGGACAAUGAACCCAAGGAUCCAAUCUCCAUUGUCGUGGACGAAGAAGCGGAGGAUGACGGUGUUGAAAUGAUGGACAGCACUCCUGCAACUCAAACCUCAGAUUCUGACGACGUAGUAAUGGUCAACGAGGACCCUAGUCCAAGUGGGAACAAUCCAGCGAAGAAUAUAGACCCAACAUCCCCAGCAAAGCAAAACAAUCCAAAUCUCGACUCAAAUAGUGAACGUCCUUCAGAAGGACCUGUUAAACUGAAUGUACUUGCCAUCAACAUUAAAGCGGGAAUCGUCCGCGUAACGUGUGACACUGGAGAGGUCAUUCCUUUGGCUGUCGUGAAGGCUAGCUUGGACGGAACGAUGCAGGUCGCGGUUGAGGGGGACAUUUCAUCCGAGAAGGUUGAGGAACUAUUGUCCAAGUCGGAGGUGAUGGAAUGCCUUGAGAAAGUUGCAGAUCAAGCGUGUGAAAAGUUGAACAAAUCAUGAUUUCUGACGAGAAGCAAAAUGUCAAAAUAUAAGCCAAAAUUAAUUUUAUCCCAGCUAGAAAGCCACAAACCAGUUGGAUUAUAUGUUUUUUUUGCGAUUAUAAUGUGAAUAGUUUCUUACAAAAUAGUUGGUUUUAAUCCCCCGUUAGCAAACCAUGUGGAUACAAAAUCUGAUAGUGGUUAUUUUACAUUUUGUUUUGAUAACUGUUGACAAAUUAACAUUUUGUUUUGGUGCAGGAAUCUCAUGUUGUCAGGCUUUAAGGUAGGGUCAUAGAUUGCCUUCUUGGCAGCUUGAUGCUUAUGAUUGGAAAGUUUCACCUGAGUAACGUGUCUACUUUAAAGGGGCAAGAACUUCUCAUGGUAUUUUCACAAGAACAUACACUUCAUUGAGUGCUUACCAAUCUAUGACCCUACCUUAAAGUCAAUACAUGUUUACAUAUUGUGCAGUGAAAGCUUCACAAAUUGGAAAAAUUCAAAAUUGGACUGCAAAAAUAACAGAGUUCAUGAAUAGAGUUCAUGAAUUUUUUGUAUUUCAGAGCCUCCAACUGGUGACUGUUUCCAGUAUUCAAAAGUUGACCCAUCAUUUGCAUUCAACUACAUGGGUUGUGUGCGGUGGCUCAGUAAUGCACUGAACUUUCUCCAAACUGUUUAGGCAGUCAUAGUUUAUCUAUCAUUUAAAAACCCAAUGGAAUGAUAUUGAAUGGUCAGACAGUAAGAGGGUUGAGUGGGUAAUGUUUAGGUGUGUUAAGCAAAUAGAUGCUGACUGACAUAGUAUUCAAAGCUAUGUGGAUGAUAUUGAAUGGUCAGAGAGUAGGGGUGCUAGCAUUGAAGCAACUUACAGCAUUUGCUGUGGUGCCUCAAUGCCCUGUGUUCUUUGCAAAAUUCCAAAUUUUAAAUUUCCUGUUAGAAGUGCCCCAAUACCAGAGGGAAAUAUCGUGCCCGUUCAAGAAUAAACUGCAAGGCAUGGGAGUGUUAAAUUAUAAAUGCUGCAUGUUUAUGAUAUAUAGGAUUUGAGGCAUUGCAUGGUGAGGUAUCAAUGUACAUUUGGUUUGCGGUAACACCAUGUGU